AUGUGUGCCAAAUUAAGGAUUUUAGUCGCUUUAUUAAGUGUGCUGUCAGUGGAAUGUUUCCAACAACAGUAUUUCCGCGUGUCCCCACGAAGUCUGCGCGUUCUCGAAGGCGCUGAAGCAGUUCUAGAGUGUGCAGUGGCAAACCUUGCUGGCCAAGUGCAGUGGGCCAAGGAUGGAUUUGCACUUGGUUACUCUUCAGUGAUACCUGGAUAUCCUCGCUAUACGAUGUUUGGUGACAGGAGACACGGUGUCUACAACCUGCGUAUUGUCAAUGUUACCUUAGAGGACGACGCGGAAUACCAGUGCCAAGUUGGACCAGCACAGAUGCACAAGGUCAUCAGGGCGAACGCCUCCAUCACCGUUCUAUUUUAUGAAUGCUACGGUAGUCUUAACCCAAGAUUAAAAGUCAAGACUAAGUGCUAA
This is a messenger RNA of Pieris macdunnoughi, 423 nucleotides long. NCBI's taxonomy places the organism in Eukaryota, Metazoa, Arthropoda, Insecta, Lepidoptera, Pieridae. The record is from the annotation of a GenBank genome assembly.